Molecule: messenger RNA, 1522 nt
Organism: Meira miltonrushii
Lineage: Eukaryota; Fungi; Basidiomycota; Exobasidiomycetes; Exobasidiales; Brachybasidiaceae
Product: GroES-like protein
Exons: 1
Coding region: 334-1491 (385 amino acids)
Biological process (GO): D-sorbitol catabolic process
Molecular function (GO): zinc ion binding; L-iditol 2-dehydrogenase (NAD+) activity
Source: RefSeq, a predicted model, not a curated record
ACCACGGAGCCAUUUACGCGAGAGCACAAUUUCAGUCUUCCGAGCUGAAAAUCCUCACACCCGCGGAAGCGUGGGGGUGGGGUACAUGACCACUUGAUUAAAUUUCGAAAAUGCAUAUAUUCUUCUACACAAUCAAAGUAAGACCGGCAAACGACAACAAGGAACGAGGUCCGACAGUGGAAAUGGUGAUGAUAUUCGGUCAAGUCAAAAUCAUAAAAUCUUAAAUUGGUCCUUGCUUCAUCUCCUUCAUCUUUCUCCAAUCUUUUUCAUAAUUUCAUCCUUCAUCGUACCUAUCGUCGUACGACACUUGUCCCUAUCCUAAACAUAUUCAAUAUGGCACCCGUUGCUGCUGCUCCUGCAGUCGUUGCUGCUCAACAGCUCUCCCUCAAGGAAAACCUUACCUUGAUGGCCACUCAUGAAUCCAAGUUGGAACUAGUCAAGAGUCAAGCACAAAUGCCAGGUCCUGGACAAGCAUUAGUUCAUGUUCGUGCAACAGGUGUUUGUGGAUCUGACGUUCAUUUCUGGAAACAUGCAGGUUUAGGUCCUUGGAAGAUCACUGACAAGACAGCACUCGGACACGAAUCAGGAGGUAUUGUGAUCGCAGUCGGAGAAGGUGUCGUUAACGUCAAACCCGGCGAUCGUGUUGCAAUUGAACCUGGAGUUCCAUGUGGAAAGGCAACCUGCAACUUCUGCUUGACAGGUCAAUAUAACCUUUGUCCUUCAGUUGACUUCUAUAGUGUUCCUCCAGCUGAUGGUACACUGAGAAGAUAUCAUUUGCACCCUGCCGGUUGGUUACACAAAGUUCCCGAAACAAUGUCUUAUGCUGAAAUUGCACUUUUGGAACCUCUUUCGGUUUGCUUGCACGCAACCGCUCAAGCUCAAUUACGUCUCGGUCAACCAUGCUUGAUCACAGGUGCAGGACCAAUUGGUGUUGUUCAAUUGAUGUGUGCAAACGCCUCAGGUUGUUCUCCAAUCGUUAUCACCGAUCUUUCACAAGAACGUCUAGACUUUGCUAAGACAGUCGUACCAGAAGUGAUUCCAUUCAAGAUCGAUUUGAGCAAGACCGAACAAGAAACUGCUCGUGAAAUCGUUGCAACGUUCACAAAAGCCUGCUCCGGUGUUGGAGGUACAGGAUUGAAUGGAGAAGUUAUGCCUGCCGUCACGAUGGAAUGCACUGGUGUCGAAAGUAGUAUCGCAACUGCCGGUUAUGCAACCCAACCUAGUGGUUUGGUGUUUGUGAUCGGUGUUGGUUCUUCUUUCCUGAAAAACUUCCCCUUCAUGCACUUUUCCACAAACGAAAUCACACUCAAGUUCUUGUUCAGAUACCGUGAUACAUGGCCAAGAGCAAUUCGUUUGGUCUCUGCUGGAAAGAUUGAUGUCAAGAAGAUCGUCACAGCUCAAUUCCCAUUGGAACGUGCUAAAGAAGCUGUUGAACAUGCUGCCGACCGCACCAAAUUCUCUGUCAAGACACUCAUUGUCGAUGAAGAAUAAAUCAUUCGUUCACCAAUGUUCCUUUCCCUGU